GAAGAACAACGCCCAUAUCUGAGUAGACACUGGUUCGUGGACACAUUAGACUGGGAAUAUUCCCUCAUUUUAAACAACAGAAGCAGAAGAAUAACAAGAGAAGAAUGGCAAGUGAAGAAGUACGCCUUGAGAGAUUGCGAAGGACGUUGCAUUUCUUAGCAACUCGAGUCCCAAAAGUAAUUCUGACACGAGUUGACUGGACAUUUCCUGCUUUGAGGAAUCAGGCUAGUGUUAAAUUAAAUGCAGCAAAUAUUGAACCAACACACGAUAAUGAGGAUUUUAAUGCCAAGGAACUUCGUCGUGAACAGGGAGCAGAUUUGUUAAACAGAGAACAAAACUCCGAUUCUUGCGGGAUAUGCAAGAAGUCAUUCUCUCCUGGGAUUAAUGUGUUGCGUCAUGCAAGUGGAAAUAGUAGAGAAACAAUGUCUCUUUGUGAAAUGUGUGUCACAUCGUUAACUCUCAAGCAUAGUGCGGUACAAGGAUCAAGUGGUCUCAGAGAGUCUUUUUCUAGCAAAGAUUGCAAAAAGUUAACAAGUCACUCUAAUUUGUACAACCAUACCAAAGUGCAUGCUGCAGAACGACCAUUUUCUUGCGAAGUCUGUAAGAAAACGUUCCCCCAGCGCUCUAACCUAAACAAACAUCUCAGAAUUCACAAUGGAGAACGGCCAUUUUCUUGCGAAAUGUGUAAGAAAUCGUUCGCCCGGCGCUCUAACCUCAACAUACAUCUCAGAGUUCACAAUGGAGAUCGGCCUUUUUCAUGCAAAAUGUGUAAGAAAACGUUCGCCCAGCGAUCUAACCUAAACAAACAUUUAAGAAUUCACAAUGGAGAACGGCCUCUUUCGUGCAAAGUGUGUAAGAAAUCGUUCGCCCAGCGAUCUAACCUAAACACACAUCUCAGAGUUCACAGUGGAGAACGGCCUUUUUCGUGCAAAGUGUGUAAGAAAUCGUUCGCCCAGCGAUCUAACCUAAACAAACAUUUAAGAAUUCACAAUGGAGAACGGCCUCUUUCGUGCAAAGUGUGUAAGAAAUCGUUCGCCCAGCGCUCUAACCUAAACACACAUCUCAGAGUUCACAAUGGAGAACGGCCUUUUUCGUGCAAAGUGUGUAAGAAAACGUUCGCCAAACGCUCUAACCUAAACACACAUCUCAGAGUUCACAGUGGAGAACGACCAUUUUCAUGCGACGUGUGCAAGAAAACUUUCACACAGGGAUCUACCCUAAACAGGCAUCUCAGAGCACACAGUGGAGAGCGACUGUUCUCGUGUGAUGUGUGUAAGAAACGGUUCAUGCAUCUUCAUCACCUAAACAUACAUCUCAGAAUACACAGUGGAGAAAGAACCUUUUCUUGCGAAGUGUGUGAGAAAACAUUCACUCAUAGCACUAGCCUGAAGAAUCAUCUGAGGGUGCACAAUGGAGAACGCCCUUUUUUGUGCAAAGUGUGUAAGAAAACUUUCGCACAGAGUUCAACAUUAAACAGGCAUCUCAGGGCACACAGUGGAGAGCGACCGUUCUCGUGCGAUGUGUGUAAGAAACGGUUUACUCAGGUCCAUAACCUAAACAUACAUCUCAGAAUACACAGUGGAGAAAGACCCUUUUCUUGCGAAGUGUGUAAGAAAACUUUCGCUAACAGAUAUAUCCUGAAGAAUCAUCUGAGGGUGCACAGUUGAGAACGGCAUUUCUCGUGAAAAUUGUGCAAGAAAAGGUUCACUCGCCGUCCCGUUCUUAAUAUGCAUCUCAAAUCACACAGUGCAGAACAAGCAUGAUCCUGAGAUAUGGAAGGGAAUGUUCACUUGUGGGAGGAAAACUAACAAUCAUCGCAUGGAAUAACAUAAGGGAUAACCUUUUCGUUUAAUGUGUGCAAGAAAACAUCCAUUCAUCGCGACAGUGCGAGUUUAUAGAGACAUUCCUUAUUUUGCAUUUCUAUGAAAAUGUUUAUUGCAUCAACUGAAUUAUUGUGUUUAAAAUAACAUAUUUUGCUUCAAGAAUUUAUCUGGUUACAGAACAUGAACGUUUUACUGUGUGAUAUGUUUAGCGGCCAAAUUUUCACCAUUGUACCUUCAUAAUUUCCUUGAUUAAGACUCCUUUUAGUAACAUACGCUAAUGCUUUCGUAUUAUUAUAAGUUGUAUUAAUCCUUUUGAAGUUUUGUUUUAUGGUAUUACAGGAAUAUUCACACAUCACUCUUCUCUGUUCAUUGUUAUGUAGAUGUGUUCAGAAAUUGGUUUCACAUUUUUAAUGUUUGCUGUUGACUUCAUUGAUUUUUUACAAUUAACUUGCCAACUUUAUGUGCAUUAAGUCAGAAUUGUUUAUUGGAAGCCUGAUUAGUAUAUUAGGUUUAUAAAAUAAAAGUUUUGAAUAGUAUAGUCACUUUAGUUUCAGUUUUCUUGUGGGAUUUCUCUGGUCCGUGUCCAAAUGUUGUUAGAUGUUUAUAUGUUUUAUUUAACUGAUGUUUAUUUGAUGUAACUGGUUUUAUUAUUCCAGUGUAACCAAUUUUAUCAUCUUCUUUGUGUCCUGUCAUACUCUAUUUUUGCAUCCUAACUGCUAUUACUUUUAAGUGAUAAAUAAAUUACUGGUCCGCA
This is a messenger RNA of Cryptotermes secundus, 2577 nucleotides long. RefSeq names its product gastrula zinc finger protein XlCGF8.2DB. NCBI's taxonomy places the organism in Eukaryota, Metazoa, Arthropoda, Insecta, Blattodea, Kalotermitidae. Gene Ontology annotation, biological process: regulation of transcription by RNA polymerase II. Gene Ontology annotation, cellular component: nucleus. Bases 105 to 1667 code for a protein of 520 amino acids. The record is from RefSeq and is a predicted model, not a curated record. Gene Ontology annotation, molecular function: DNA-binding transcription factor activity, RNA polymerase II-specific; RNA polymerase II cis-regulatory region sequence-specific DNA binding. The transcript is spliced from 4 exons.